AUGGAACUAAAAGGAAAUACCAGAGUGGACAUGGCUUGGAUAGAUCCUCCGCCCGACUCUCUGAAGGAACAAGAACAUUUUAACACUACAACAAAGCUUAUCCUCGAGGCUAGCUUCUACUCCUGGGCUGUCGGACUUAAUCUCUUCAGCAACGCUAAUGGAAGUGAGGGCAUCGAUGACCCCGUUCUGGCCCAGCAGUGGUGUGAAACAACGACAUGUCCCUUGGCGUCCUUGGCAACACAAGAGAAUUGCUGUAUUCACCACAUGAAUAUCCAUAGCUGUCCCAUGGACGGGAAUCUCGACGUGUGUGGACCAUGGAUUCCACCAAGUGGAAAAGUCUUUACGCACUCCCAGGUCCUUGUGGGAUCAGCCUCACAGGGGAACUGGACAAACUCUGUGGGGGGUCUGUAUGUUACUGGUCAGACCUCGGUAAUCGCCCACUUUAAAGUCGCCGCCGUCAGCAUCGCGCUCAUUAAGAUGGUCAAGGUUCUUCCUAAAGCAGUGUGUGGUGAUGGUACGUGCGAGCCAGAGGAAACGUGCUCUACGUGUGUAGCAGAUUGUGGAACGUGCCCUCUGGAGCCCUGGAUGUGGGCUGUCAUAGGGCUAGGGAUACUGGCGGUCGUCACCAUGUUUGGGGGCCUCCUUCUUAAAAUACAAUUUCAGAAGAGGAAAUUACUUCUCGAUGAAAGUUGGAUUUAUCAGUAUGAUUCAAUAAUGCAAGACCAAGACAAUCGACAAGCUUUUGGGAGCUGCAUUAGCAGGCGUUCCAUGGCCUACCUGGGGAUGGAUGACGCCAUUAGUACAGCCGGUUCUUUUACCGCAUAUAAACAACUGUUUGCUUCAACUGGCCUCAUUGACGGUAAAACGGUUACUAUCCGAAAAAUAAAUAAAGUUCAGUUUUUGUUGACGAGGCGCAUCAGAGAGGAGGUGCGAGUCGUAAGAACAAUGGACCACGUCAAUCUGUGUAAAUUUGUCGGUGGGUGUGUAAAGGUUCCGAAUGUCUGUAUCCUCAUGGAAUAUUGUCCAAAGGGCAGUCUGAUUGACGUCCUACUUAAUGACGACAUACCGCUUUCUUGGUCUUUUCGGCUAUCCUUCGCUACUGACAUAUCCCGGGGGAUGGCCUAUCUCCACACCCACAGCAUGUCCCACGGUCGAUUGAAAUCACACAACUGUGUUAUUGAUGACAGAUGGACAGUAAAAAUAACAGAUUAUGGCUUGCCAACAUACCGUCUGAAUGAGUUUGACGACGAGGAUCACGAGGGAGAAAUGAAUAUGAAAACAUCACGGUACCGGGUUUAUUAUGCACCUGAGUUUGAACAUGACAAGUUGUCCUCCAAAGACGUCACGAACUCUGUGAUGAACGAACAAUCCAAUGAAGGAGAUGUAUAUGCCUUCGGUGUAAUACUUGUAGAGAUCGCCACGAGGAAUGAAGCAUACGGAUUGAUUGUGUCCUGCUGGAAUGACAACCAGAAUGAUCGUCCAAAGUUUGAUUUCAUAAAGAAGCUGCUACAUAAGAUGAAUCCAAAUAAGCUGAACCCCGUGGAUUUGAUGAUGAAUAUGAUGGAGAAAUAUUCUACCCAUUUGGAAUCCUUGGUGACAGACCGGACGAAGGAACUCAUACUGGAGAAACAAAAGACUGACCGUUUACUAUACAACAUGCUACCGAAGUCGGUAGCAGAUGAACUUCGCCAUGGCCGUCCGGUUGAGGCAGAAACAUACGACAUCUGCACCAUCUUCUUCAGUGAUAUAGUCGGCUUCACGAGUCUCAGUAGCGGUAGUACACCAAUGCAGGUGGUGGCUCUACUCAACAAACUUUACAUCACCUUCGACGAAAUCAUAGAAAAGUUCUUGGUUUAUAAAGUAGAAACAAUCGGCGAUGCAUAUAUGGUUGUUUCUGGUGUACCAAACCCAACUGAAAACCAUGCUUCUGAGAUAGCUAAGAUGGCUCUUGAACUUGUGGAGGAGAGCAAGAUAUUUACGAUACCACAUAGGAAGGGAGAAAAUCUUAAAAUUCGUGUUGGACUCCAUUCGGGUCAUGUAUGUGCUGGGGUGGUUGGACUGAAGAUGCCCCGUUAUUGUUUGUUUGGAGACACUGUAAACACUGCCUCGAGGAUGGAGUCCAACGGUGAAGCUUAUCGAAUCCAUAUCAGCGAUUCUACACACACGGAACUUGCUCUGUACGACGAAUUCGUGUUCGAGGAGAGAGGCGCGAUCCCUAUAAAGGGGAAAGGCGAAAUGAAAACAUGGUGGCUACUCAGUGCUGGAAAGACCAAGAAAAAUGACAACAUCGUCACGAUUGCUGACGACACAAAUAUUCUUAUAGAGGAUUUUGUCGCUGAGAACGAAAAGAGGAUGAACGAUAUCGAUCAAAACUGUGUUGACAACAAAACUGGAAAACAAAACGGAAACGUGGACGGAUGUAUCAGCCUUUUAAAAAAUCUCAAUAAUAAAUUAGGGAUGGAUUCACAGUCAGAACAGAAAGGCGUCAGGUUUCAGUAG
Molecule: messenger RNA, 2499 nt
Organism: Ylistrum balloti
Lineage: Eukaryota; Metazoa; Mollusca; Bivalvia; Pectinida; Pectinidae
Product: atrial natriuretic peptide receptor 1-like
Exons: 17
Coding region: 1-2499 (832 amino acids)
Biological process (GO): receptor guanylyl cyclase signaling pathway; cGMP biosynthetic process; intracellular signal transduction
Molecular function (GO): guanylate cyclase activity; ATP binding; protein kinase activity
Source: RefSeq, a predicted model, not a curated record